Diceros bicornis minor is the source of this 533-nucleotide messenger RNA. RefSeq names its product disks large-associated protein 5-like. Gene Ontology annotation, biological process: kinetochore assembly; centrosome localization; signaling. The record is from RefSeq and is a predicted model, not a curated record. Bases 1 to 501 code for a protein of 166 amino acids. The transcript has 5 exons. Gene Ontology annotation, molecular function: microtubule binding. NCBI's taxonomy places the organism in Eukaryota, Metazoa, Chordata, Mammalia, Perissodactyla, Rhinocerotidae. Gene Ontology annotation, cellular component: cytoplasm; spindle pole centrosome; nucleus.
AUGUACACCAAAGGUCUUAUUCGCAUCGCUGUUGGUCAAACAAGACUCCUUAUAAAAGAAAGGUUCAAACAGUUUGAAGGACUGGUGGACGAUUGUGAAUAUAAACGAAGUGAAAAGGAUACCACCUGCGCCGAUCUAGAUGGCUUUUGGGAUAUGGUUCGCUUUCAGAUACAGGAUAUACACCAAAAAUUCAACAAUUUGACCAAACUUAAGGAGUGUGGAUGGGAGAACGAUAAUAAUACAAGCAAAAAAGUCUUUCAGAAACAAGUUGUCUCGGGUCUAGCAAGUAAACCGAAACAGGACGAUGGCGGGAGAAUGGCAGCUAGAAAUCGCCUCGCUGCUGCAAAAAAGGCGAUGAGAGAGAGGGGUCAGCGGAAAGAGCAGGCUGAGGCAGCAGCCUCUGCAGCGCCCAAGGAAGUUGAUCAAAUAGUGUUUGACGGUGGAUUUUUCAAAAUUGAAAGUCCUGUUAAGUCAUUCUCAGCCACGCCUGAAGUGCAGUAAUCCAUCCACUUAGGUGGAGAGGAGGCAACAGG